AUGAACGGAGAAAACCCAGAGGCGGUCAUGCACCAGGUCCAAGCGGAGCUGGCGAACGCGUACGCGCAGGAGUUCUUCACGACGGUGCGGGAGAAGUGUUUCGCGAAGUGCAUCACGAAGCCGGGUAGCAGCCUGAGCAGCGGCGAGUCCACGUGCGUGUCGCGCUGCACGGAUCGCUACGUCGACGCGACGAGGAUGAUCUCAGCCGUCGUGCUUCAAGCGUACAGCGGCGGGAACAGCGGGAUGCAAUAG
Micromonas pusilla CCMP1545 is the source of this 252-nucleotide messenger RNA. RefSeq lists its product as uncharacterized. The record is from RefSeq and is a predicted model, not a curated record. The transcript is spliced from 2 exons. The coding region runs from base 1 to 252 and encodes 83 amino acids. NCBI's taxonomy places the organism in Eukaryota, Viridiplantae, Chlorophyta, Mamiellophyceae, Mamiellales, Mamiellaceae.